GUCAAAGUUCGUGACCUGACAGCUUUCACUCGCUGCAUGAUCAUGAAUGCACCAUGACGCCGAGCCUGGCCUGAGCAGGGAGAGGGAAUAGCCCAGGUUUCGAUGAAGAGUAUGGAGAGUGCGAUGGAGAGACUCCACCGGCUGACACGGUCCUUACGCAGCGCGCGUGCGGUGGAGCUGCCAGCAGAUCCCGAGACGGCGGCGUAUCUUCUCAUGCCGAUGAUCAUCGCAAACCAACACAGGUCUGUUGCAGAGCUCAUCAGUAAUUCCAGUUUUGAUGUGAACUAUGCCUUUGGGCGGGCCCAGAGGAACCUGCUCCACAUUGCUGCCAACUGCGGGUCAUUUGAAUGCAUGGUACUGCUACUGAAGAAGGGUGCUGAUGUCAACUACCAGGACAUGUCAGGCUGUACAGCACUGCACCUGGCUGCCAGGAAUGGUCAGAAGAAAUGUCUUGCCAAGCUCCUAGAAUACAAUGCAGAUGUCAACAUACGCAACAAUGAAGGCCUAACUACAAUCCACUGGCUGGCUGUGAACGGGCGGACAGAGCUGCUGCAUGAUCUACUGCAGCAUGUCAGAGAGAAUGGGGACGUGGAAGGGGGAGACAGGAAACAAAAUGUUGAUGUAGAGGACGCACAAGGACAGACAGCACUACACGUGGCGUGCCAAAAUGGACACAAGUCAACAGUCCUGUGCCUGUUGGACAACGGUGCAGACAUCAACAGACCCAAUGUGACAGGAGCAACACCCCUGUCAUUUGCAUGCAGCCAUGGCCAGAGGGACACAGCACAAAUUCUGCUGUCCAGGGGUGCCAAGUACCUGGGGGACAGCAACGGCUGUGCACCGCUGGAACUGGCUGUCCAGGUUCAGUUGACUUUUGAAUUAACAGUCAUAAAAAUAUCAAUCACAGCUAGAUCUGAAAGAUAUUUUGAAAUGAAAAUGAAAGCAUUUUGUUUCCGAUUCAAUACUAUCUUCAGUAAACUGCCUCAUGGUAAACACAGCAGGUUUGUACUGAUUACAGCAUUUGAUCCACUCUCACCAGGAAGGACCCCAGCUCUUUUUAGUGAGCCAGACAUAUCAUUGCUGUUCAAAGUGCUGGCCUUCAUCUGCCAGAGCUCAGUCUCCCAACAUCACAUGAUCCUGGUCAGUGUGGCAGAGCUGGCUUCAGCUGCAGGGCACAGACUACUCAGUGUGUCCAGUAACUAUGAGGACCAGGUGGUGAGUUUUCUGCGCUGUGUGAAGAUGCUGUGUCGGCUGUACCGACUGGCCCCCUGUGAGCACAGCGUGAAAGACAGCUACACAGCAUCCAGGAACACUGUUCCCAUGGCAACAGUCUUUCGGCCACUAGAACUGCUGUGGAAGUCCCUGGAGGAAUGGUUACUCCUGAUUGGUUCGGAGCUGAACAGGGCCAAGGCGGCCCCCUGUAUGGGCAGUAAGGGUGCGGGUGAGGAGGACAGCCUGCAGGACACGGAUGAGAUAGCUACAGCACUCAUCGCUGACAGACUUUCUCUACAUGAGGACGACCUUCCAGGAGAGAUGACCUUGAGCUCAUCUCUCCAGAGUCUGACCUUGGGGGGGUCAGGAGAGCUGAAGGAUCACAUCGUAGAAGAGGAAGAUGAAGCCGGGGCUACAGCACCUCUUCAGGACUCCAAGUCGGAGACAUCAACUGAACAUAAACCGGCAGUUGAUACAGCAGGCUCUGACCAUCAUGUGAGAAUGCCUGGAACUGAUCCUCAGCAGUCUGAUUCGGCACAACAAGGUGGCGUCAUGUUUAACACUAGCGCACACGACGGUCAAGUUCACCACUCCACAGCCGUGAGAGGUCACCGGAGGUCUCGGUCGAGGACGUACAGUAGCUCAAGCAGCCGAGGCACCAGCCCGCCGGGGUCGAUGUCUCGGUCCCACAGCGCCCAGGACGUGGUGGCAGCAUGUGCAGACAGGGUCUGUGCUGUUAUACAGGCCUUCUACAACUGCUGCUCAUGCCACACACCUCAGGGGUCUACCUCUUGCAGAAAUCCCAAGAUCAUCUUUGACCAUUUCCACUUCCUACUGGAAUGCCCCGAGCUCAUGUCCAGGUUCAUGCACAUCAUUAAGGCACAGGAUUUCACCGCCCGUCGAGAGUGGUUUUACGAGAACCUUCACCCCCAGACUGGUGACAGAGACCUGGUGCACAGGCCUCCCAGUGAAGAUGAUGUGCUGCUUAUUAACAGAGAACAAAUUUUUGACAGCAGCUGCAAGAUUGUGACUAAGAUGAACAGUGAGAAACUCAAGGAGAACAUCGCUGUCAAGUUCACUGGGGAGGAGGGCAUGGGCCAGGGUGUGGUGAGAGAGUGGUUCGACAUCCUGUCCAAGGAGAUUCUAAAUCCAGACUAUGCGCUCUUCACAAUGUCUGCUGAUGGUAGUACCUUCCAACCCAACAGUAACUCAGCUGUCAACCCUGACCAUCUCAACUACUUCAGGUUUGCAGGAGGCAUCAUGGGGCUGGCCCUGUACCACAGGCAGCUGCUAAAUGUGUACUUCACUCGGUCCUUCUACAAACAUAUCCUGGGUAUCCCUGUCAACUAUCAUGAUGUCGCCUCCAUUGACCCGGAAUAUGCAAAGAACUUGCAGUGGAUCCUGGAUCAUGACAUCAGUGACCUCGGGCUGGAGUUGACCUUCUCAGUGGAAACAGACGUGUUUGGAGCCAUGGAGGAAGUGGAGCUGAAACCUGAUGGCAAAAACAUACAGGUUACAGAGGCAAACAAGGCUGAGUAUGUCCAGCUAGUGACCGAGCUGCGCAUGACCAGGGCCAUCCAGCCUCAGAUCAACGCUUUCCUGCAGGGAUUCCACGCUUUCAUUCCCUGUUCUCUGGUGCAGCUCUUUGAUGAGUAUGAAUUGGAGUUGAUGCUGUCAGGUCUGCCUGAAGUUGAUGUGGAGGAUUUUGAAAGGAACACAGAUUACAACAGUGGUUACACAGCUGACUGUCCUGUCAUUAAGUGGUUCUGGGAGACAGUGAGGGAUUUUCCCCAACAAGAAAGAGUGUUGCUGCUGCAGUUUGUAACAGGAAGCUCCAGGGUCCCCCAUGGUGGGUUUGCCUAUCUUCCAGGAGGAAGUGGGAUGCAAAAGAUCACCAUUUCUCCUGUCACCUACACCCCAAACCUACUGCCCACAGCCAGCACAUGCAUCAAUCUGCUGAAGCUGCCCGAGUACAGGUCCAGGGAAGAGCUGAGGGAACGACUGAAAGUGGCCCUCCAGCACGGCAGUCUGGGAUACGGCAUGGCGUGAUGGCUGUGUGAGAAGUACAAAACAACUCAAGGAAGUUACCAUUCAGUAAUAUUGGAACGUUAAGUCUAUGGAUCAGAUUGCUUGAGCAAGUGAAAGUGCUGCAUGGGCAAGUGCUUGUCCUAUGGUGCGAUGUUUCCAUGAUUUUGACUUUAACUUUGACUUAAUUCAGAUCCACUUUUACUUAUUAUGAGCUAACAACAUUAUGUUGCAAAAAAAAAUGAUUGGACUCCAUUUUCCACUUGUAAUUGUGUCUAUACAUGGUCUAAAUAUGUGCACCAAGUGGCUUGUCCAACUGAUAAGCUUUUCGUCAACUCUGAGUUUAACUUAGUACUUCUUGAUUGGUGAAGAAGGUAAUGUUGUGAGAUCAUUAUGUCUUGUUGUAAGUACAUGACACCCACACAAAGUGUAUAUUGGGAAGCUGGAAGAUUCCUCACUCCUUGGUCUUGUAUUUAACAGUUUGUUUCAUGCUUUCCCGGUGUUAUUUUUUCUACCUGAAAAUAUUUCAUUGCUGCAAGUAAAACGCAUAGAAAUAACUAGAGUCUCUCAUUUAAAUGUUGGGCCAUGCAGUGAAAAGUUGGUGUGAGCAUGUAAAUUUUUAAUGUACUUGCUCAAUGGAUGAGUCAAGUGAAUUUUGAAAUUUUCUCCAGCCUCAAGUCAGACAUGUUCAGUACCCAUAAGCAAAGAUUGAAGAAGAUUUUAACCAUAAUUUUGUAUUCCUAGAAGAUUGUAUAAAUUAUGUUAAUACGUUAAGAGCUUGUUGAUUACAUACAUUGUACAUAUUUUAAUUGUGGUGACUGUAAGGUCAUGGAGUUAAAUGUCAGUGCAGUCUGUUAUUUAUAAAUUUGUUACUUUAAAAAGUUGCCAUGGCGAUUUCAGAAUCAAAUUGAAAGCAGUAGGAAAAGAGGGAUUGGCUGUUAGUUUUGCUCAACAAGAAUCCUCCAUGAAGUUAUGGUGUUUGCAGAGUGGCUGAGGUGUUUGAUUACUACAACUACCGACAUGCCAACUCUAAGAUGUCUAGAUUGUAGAUGCGAAGACACAGUCCAAGACAAAAACAAGUUGUGCAAAUUACGAAAGAUCCUAAUAAAACAGAAGACUUCAA
Messenger RNA from Branchiostoma floridae (Florida lancelet), 4360 nucleotides. Its product is annotated as E3 ubiquitin-protein ligase HACE1-like. The coding region runs from base 103 to 3261 and encodes 1052 amino acids. Gene Ontology annotation, molecular function: ubiquitin-protein transferase activity; protein binding. Gene Ontology annotation, biological process: protein polyubiquitination; positive regulation of protein catabolic process; proteasome-mediated ubiquitin-dependent protein catabolic process. Gene Ontology annotation, cellular component: nucleus. The record is from RefSeq and is a predicted model, not a curated record. Lineage: Eukaryota; Metazoa; Chordata; Leptocardii; Amphioxiformes; Branchiostomatidae. The transcript has 27 exons.